UAUCACUAGCGCCCAGACUCCCAACAGACAAUGCAUGGUCAUGCAAGAACUUGGGCCAUGUUUCAUGUACAAUUUGAAUGAAUUGGUCGUUAUUUUAUCUAAUAUUUAGCCUGUAGUUAUUAAAAUUUGAGUACUUCACAGCAAGAACAUGAAGCUCACGUUCAAGACUCUACAACAACAGACUUUUUCCGUUGAAAUCGAAGCAGAAAAAACGGUGGGUCGACCAUGAUAAUACGUCUAAGAAAUGUAGAUACAGUAGUGAAAUAGUCUUCAUGUGUAAAACUGUAAAGUGAUGUGUUGAGGAACUAAUAUUUGUAUUUUAGAUUUACAUUUCAAGCUCUUUGUCUUAUCAACACCAAUACUUUUGCUCAAUGUUUUACUGAAUGUUGAAAGUGUACUGCAGCUUUUAUAUAUUUCAACUUGAGAACAUUUAUAUUAAAAGUAUAUAUUUUAUACAAUAAUAUAAAAGUAUUUGCUCUUGUCUUUAUGUCUAUUUAUACCAUUGCUAUAACAUGAGAAGUUGUUCAGUAUUAUUAACUUUGCAUAGAAAUUAUAUUGAAAUAUUUGAGCAGUGAACUUGGUGAGUACUAUUGUUGGAAAAUGAAACCAAGCUGAAGCCAUGUUUACACCAAAAGCCUAUAAGCUAGCUGGCAGUGGCCAUGCAUGUUAAUUUUGCUUCACUGAUUGACUGACUAGUUUAAUUAACCAGUCAGAAUAAGCCAAAGCGAAACCUAGGCUUGUGGUGUAAAUAUCAUGUGAGAAGCACAUAAUUAUGUCAUUUUAAAAUCUCUGCAGGCUGCCAGGCCACAUCAUUGUCCCAGGAAUCCUGAUCCUCAUUCAUGUGAUUCUUAGAAUAGUUGACACAAGUCAACAAAUCAGCAAAACUUUUCAAUGGCUGUAUUUUAAGCUUUUAAAAUGUUCUACAGUCAUUUCAAAAUUUAUUUGUGCCUGGUGGAUAAAUAUUUUCCAAACAUGAACAAUUUGUAGCGCUGUAGUUUAAUUAAGCAUGCACUAAAUUGCAUAUGGCACAUCACAGAGUUUGAAUUGGGUCAUUCCAGAAAAGAUCCAUAGUUCACCCACCGAGGAAAUUUCUGCUGUCCAGAGGGGAAGGGGAGAAAUUUGUUUCUGAUAAUAGUAAGUGCAUUAAGACAUCUGAAUGGGGUAGGGUGGUUAGCUUCCAAUUUCCUCUAUGGAGGAGGUAUGGAUAUCUUCUGGAAUGACAUGAUACAUUAACAGUGUGCAAUGUGCAAUAUUGAAAAUUUCAAAUCAGUUUUCCAAAUAAUGUGCAAACUUUAUUUUGCAAAAUGAACAAAUUAAGGUCUAAUUUUGCUUUGUAUUUUGUUGUCAAUUUUAUUUUUGGACUAAAAGAAUGUGUGAAAAGCAGUACAAUCUCACAAAUUUUGCAAUGAAAUUGUUUCCAUUAUGUGCUUUAUGCAUUGAAAUGAAUAUAACUGGAACGCUACUUCCAACUGGAAAUUUGAAGCCAAAGUUGAAGGCCAGUCCCAGUCUUUUCACGCAUGCGAAGACCAGUCAAUCAUGACAUAAACAUGUGUGUCUGGAGGUCUGAUUUGGCUUCAAGAAAAAGAUAGGCAGUUUAUCUGAAGGUAACAUUCCAGUUAUGUUCAUUGGGUCGUUCCAGAAAAGAUCCAUACCCCCCCCCCACGGAGGAAAUUUUUGCUGUCCGAAGGGGGAGGGAGGAAAAAUGUCUUAGGAUGUCCGAAGGGGGGGGGGAGGAAAAAUGUGUUAGGAUGUCCGAAGGGGGGGAGAGGAAUGUAGAUAUGUUUGUCUGAAGGUUUGAGACUGUGAUAAAGCUAUGUGAUCGGCGAUUAUAAUGAGCACGCAAUUUUUAUCGGCUAUAUAUAUGCAGCUCUUGAACACCGGAACGUUUAUGUAACAGCAAUAAUUAUACGUCCACGUAACUCGUAAGCAAAAUAAGCGGCCCACUUUUGCAUGCAUGGCCACCAAAAACUAACUCGCUGUAACAGCGUAUCCCGCAUGUUGAGAAUGAGUCGAAAAUUGACACGCUUUAUUUAUAUAAAAGUAAAGUUUUGCAGUUUUCGUUUGUAUAUAUAAGUUUGAAUUAUUCAAGUGUUAAAAAUAAUAGUUAUUAAACUGUUGCUCAAAACAAUUUGUUUUAGUAUAUAGUCAAUAAAGCUUCUUUGCAAGAUGCGUGUCUAGAAAAUAGAAAUGGCUUUCAUAUUAAGGGCGAGGUUAAGAAAUGCAGUAAUACUAAAAAAUGCAUUAACAUGUAAGGGGCGGACCAUUUGACUUUUGAUGGGGGUGGAAUAUUUCGAAAAAAAAUUUCCUGCAACCCAAGGAGAAAGAAAAAAAAUCAUGCAGCAUACAAUCGAGAAAAAAAAGAUCAUGCAAAAGAGAGCGCUCAAAAAAAAUAUUUCUACAUGUAACUAUACUGAUGCUCUUCACUUCAGUAUUGUGUCCACAGGAUUGCAAGCUUUUGCAUUUUUGAGCAGGCACAUUUGCUUAAAAGAACACAGGGUGAAUAGUGGAUAACAUCACAGGGAUUCUACCGCCUUUGGAGCCUCUGACAUACGAUAGCCAGUGGUGUUCCCUGGCAAAAAUGUGGCCCCACCCCGUGAGAAAAUCUGGGCUUAAGAUAAUUAUGUACAAGUUUAUAAGUUAUUUAUACAUAUCUAUUAUGCAUGGUAGAAAAAGUAUUUUUGGAUGGUUGAGUCUGUGUGCGUUUUUUGAUAACAUGGCUCCAAACUAUUAAAGCUUCAAAGGCCCAUCUACAGGAUGCAAGUUGAAUGUACUGUAUAUACGAUGAUUUUAAUGCGAAAAUGCCAGUUUAGAGAGUCUAGAUUUUAAAAAAAUUCUGAAGAGGAUGCAACCCGAUCCCCAACAAGCUAGAUAUCUGUAUGAACGAUUGAAAAGCUACAGAGCUAUAUUUGGUGGAACAUUGUUGUUUCGGAGGGCAGUUAAAAAUUGCAUUAUUGAAAUCUUGUUUUAUUACAUAUUAAUCAAAGCUCAUUUUGUGAUUUUGUCACGAAAGAAAGUCGUCGUGGACGAAUCCAUGGCUGAAAACGCAGGAAAUAGCAUUUCCGAGGUUCAAAUUUUAAAAUUUUCUCGGGGGAGCAUGCCCCCGAACCCCCCAAGGUUACAGGUUAUUCAUAUACUGUACCCUCCCCCCAUUUUCGAGUACUCUACUCUAUCCCUGCAUGUUUUAGGUUUUGGUGCAGUUAUACAUUUUUUGUAAGUAAACCUGCACGCUUUAGUGUGGCGAACAUUAAGAUAUAACCAUAUAAAAUAAAGCACAGUGAAAAUUCCUUGGCCCCUCUUGGGAUUCAGUUCUCGGCCUCCUCUGACUGAAAACCCCUGCUACGUCUCUGUUGAUAGCUAUAUGAAAGCCUUAAGUUACUGUAAGCCGUUAUUAUGAGAGGCAAAAAAAAUAUCCUGCCGCCAAAUAUAUUGGGAAAAAAAUAUCUUGCGCUGCACUUUUACUGGAAAAAAAUAUCUGUCUUGUUCGCCUGGGCGGAAAAAAAUUCUUGCACGGACUGAAUCUUCCACUUCACAAAGUCAAAUGGUCCGCCCCUAAGUAAACAUAGCAACGCUUGUCAAUCAGUCGCAAGUUACAUCGAAUUUCAGUCCGAAUUUUACUUGAACGAAUUUCGAAGUGAAUUUCUGCAAAUUAUCCGACAAAACCUGCCACGUGUUUGUGUUCGCAAGUCACAAGAAGCCGCCAAGUGUUCCGCCACGCUGGAGCUAUUUGAAAACAGCAUAGAAAAGUCACAAUAAGCCAUCGCUAAUUCACUCUACGCUGGAGCGAAAUCGUUUGAAAACUUUCACGUCACUUUUGCCGUAACAAUUUGAGCACGGUUUCUAAACGGAGCGAGGUGAAAACGGCGGAGCGCUUGAUAGCUUCGUGUGAACACAAACGUGUAAACUCGAAUGCUUUUCAGUUAAAUUUCUUGGGUCUAUUUGAAAUAUUUUGGGUUUACACGAGUGCUAAUUCAAUUUGUAAACAAACUGUAAUGGCGGUAGUAUGAACACACGUAAAUUCUGCCCGCAUUAGUUCGCUUGCGCGUAGUGUGAACGUAGUCUAAUUUUCGGUGACGUUUUCAAACGGCGAGGUAGCCUUUAGAAAAAUUUAGAAAUAGUGGAUGUCCGAAGGGGAGGGGGGUAAUUUUGGGCUUUGAUGUCCGGAGAGGGGGGGGAGGAUGAACCAUUCAAGGAUGUCCAAAGGGGGGGAGGGGGUUAUUUUCGAUUUCCUCCGUAGGGGGGGGGGGUAUGGAUCUUUUCUGGAAUGACCCAUUUCAAUGUAUUUAUGUCAAUGUUUCCACUUUGUUAAAACUUCCUUGAAAUUUUCAUGAUGAAAAUUUGCACAUUGAUUUAUCCUCUAGACCCUCUAGACUGAUUCAAACUGUGUUGAUACAAGACAGUGAAAUCUGCACAUCCGGAUAUGUGCAAAUUGUCAUAUUGAAUAUAAUUACCUUAUAGGAAAUUAACGAUGCACUUUAUUAACACGGAUUUUAAAAAUUCGCGUUAAUUUAAUUAAUGUUAAUUUAUGUGAUCGUUAAUUUUAAGUAUGUAAUUUUCAUUUAUCGUUAAUUAAAAAUACCUAGAUUUGUUUUAUAUAACACUAACUCUUUUAAAAAAUACAGCAUAUUAACGUAAAGUAAAAACAUCAGUGCUCCUCUUAACAUUAAACCUUUGUUGUUGUUGUGUCUAUAUUUUCCGAUUCGCUUUAAUUUAAUUAAUUUGUCAACCAUGGAGAUCAGAUUCGCGUUAAUAUAAUCAUGUUUUAAAAGACCUAGAAGCAAUCCGUGUUAAUUUGAUGUCGCGUUAAUUUAUAAAGGGAUGUGUAUUUAUAAGCUUACAUUCAAAGGAAUCCUUUCAUAAAGGGAUGCAUAUAGACCCCUUGCACAUGACGUCAUAGCGCCGGUGAUGAUGCAUCUGGAGGACAAAUUAGCAAUCUAUGCAUAAUAUAACUUUUGUAAACAAAGCAAAUUUUGUAAAACUUUACAAUAAUUUUGUAUUAAAAUCGUUAAUUUUCGCGCUAUAUUUGGUUGUUGUACCCCAACAGAUAUUGUUAGGGAGCAUCUGGAGGACACUUUAAGGAUUUGUGACGUCAGUGCAAUGGGUCUAUAUUUACAAUCUUACUUUCAAAGGAUCGUACUUUCAUAAAGGGAUGCAUAUUUACAAUUUUACUUUCAAAGGGAGAAUGCUGGCACUCUUAAAUCAAAAAAUAAAUAAAUAUAUGACAGUUUCCAUUCUUCUCUUACAGGUUCUUGACUUGAAACAGAAAGUAGAGGAAGAAAAUGGGAAAGAUAAGUUUCCUGUUAAAGACAUGAAAUUAAUAUAUGCUGGUAAUUUGAAACUUAAUUUACAUGUAUAAUUAACCCUUUAUGUGGCAAUACCCCACCUGAUAUGCCCUACAUUAUUAUUCUACUCUGUCUAACACCAGAUGAUUUUACUCAUCAAGAAGAGAGUGCUGCCAUACUCAAUGGGUUAACAUACCAGACCUGCCAACUCUCACGGAUUUCCUGUGUGACUCAUGAAUUCAGGCAUUAUCUCACGGACUCACGGAAAUAUUUUCAAAUCUCACGGAUUCACGAUUUUGAAAUUUUAUCCACCACUAGACUUUAAAAUGGGAGUGUUUAAUGUGAAAUAAAACUAGCCAUUGACAGUAAUUCUAAUUUGUAAAAAAUCCCCAACGCUAUUAGUAUUUAUUUACUCGUUACCAGUGGCGAAGCUUGAGGUCGUGCUAGUUGUGCUGAGCACAAGUAAAAAAAUUUCAAAGAAAAUAAUUUUUUAGUCUUAAAAAAAAUUCCUCCAAAAUUUUAAAAACGAUUCAUCGUACACUUGCGUCAUCAAUUAAGUUCGAAAUGCUUUCAAAUCUGGCGAUUUUGCCCUGAUUUUAAACCAAUUCAAGGUAUGAUUGCGUAGUUUCACCCGACCGCGGGUUAAUAGCACGACUAAUGGGUAAUCCUCCUGUUAGUCGUGCUCUCGUCAGGCGAGCACGACUAAAUUAUAAAUUCCAACGCAUUCUAUUGGCUAAAUUGCUCCUCGCGCAUGCGUAUCUCGCCGAAUUUUGUCCAAGUUUAAUAAAUGCCGUAAAUUAUUCAGCAAUUCUGUCGAGAUUUAUUCAAGUGAUCUUGGUUAUGUAUCUAUGGAAAUCGACCAACGUCAAUCGAGUGAAUGGUAGGAAGGCCAUGUUGAUUUGGUUUUCGAUAGAAUAUUUCUGGCUUCUAACAAGAUAUUUUAGCUCACAAAAUGCAUGUGAACAGACUCGAUUGUGUAUUCUACUGUAUAUAAUGGCGAUAUAAACAAGAUUUGUGAAGACCUUUCCUCUUGAUAUAAAUAUAUUUACUACGAGUUCAUUUGCUUUAUUCAUGAGUGCUUAUAUAAUUGGAGGUUUACAGAUAUACCAAAUAUCUAAACAAAGUAUCUUUCAACAUUAGGUUUCUGCUUCAGAUUUACAAGGUCCUUGUAGACACUAUACUAUAGUAUACAGCAGUUGACCUUACGCAAUUCCAAAUUUAAUUAAGAUCAUAUUGCAGAAGGGUGUUAAAAUGUACACAUACAAUAUUCUCCUCUUUCUUCUGCCAAUAAUGGCUAUAUUGAGCGAUAUUUUCAGUAUAGUGAAAUAAAAUUAAAAUUUGUGGAAAUACAAAUUUCAAAAACAAAAAGUAUUAAGAAUUUUCCUCUUUAUAUCACUUUUUUAUGCUCUCUUUGCAUGAAUUUCACCCUGAAAUCGCAGGAAAUGGCCAUUCCAGACUUCGAAAAUCAAAAUUUUCCAGGGGUGCAUGCCCCCGGACCCCCCAGCCUGUGCGGGUCUUAGAGCAUGACUAGUCAAAUUCCCUCACCUUCGCCACAGAUGAUAGAUUAUACCAGAUGAAUCACUCUAUACCUAUCCCUAUGAUUUUCGUGUCUGCGAUUUUCGCGAGGCUAUCACGCCAGAUGACGUGUGCGACACUUACUGCCAAAAUGGCGCUUACUGCCAAAAUGCGUGAUUGCUCACGUUUCAUGGCGUGGAUUACACUUACUGCCAAAAUGGCGGCCAACGCGUGCUCAUAAAAAAUCGCGGACACAAUUUUAGCUGAGUAAUUCAUCUGGUAUUAUCUAUCAUCUGUGGCUUCGCCACUGCUCAUUACUAAAUAGCAAUCUAAGUACUCCGCCAUUUUGAAUAACCUAAGCGGUAUGCUCCAUUAGUGUAUCGCCGGCGCAGAGCGGGAAAUUUACUGCAAGAAAAUGGCGGAAGCAGAAACUUCUCAAAUCGGCCAAUGGGCUAUUCCUGUUUUAUAUUCACAUCUUCCCACAUUGAGGAAAUUGAUUUUUGAGUUGAAAAUGCGGGUCAGUGGUUGAAAAUCAUCCCCUUCCUCUGGAAUUCCAAGGUUCCUCAACAGGGGUGUGUGAGAUAAAAAUUGGAAUAGUAUCCCAAAUUAGUAAGAUACACUCGUAUAGACUAAGACCAGGUUGAACUUGUAAGUAAACUGUUGAGUUAAAGUUUUAUUUUGGAGGACAGUAAUUAAGCAAGUGACGUUUUUGACAACACGGACGUCGACCGGAAGUAAAGUUGACGUUUUUCACCAAUCACAGCCCUUGACCCAGUCUUUUGACGUUACUCAUGCCGUUCGUGUUGUCAAAAACGUCACUUGCUUAAGCUCACUAUUGUCUUAUCCAGAAUUACCCCAGAUUUUCAGUAUUUUAUCUCCAGAAAUAAGAGAUCAAUCUCAAGAAAUUUUCUAUCAGAUCUCCAGAUUCAACGUUGCUGUUGGAGGUUGGCAGGUCUGGCAUACACACAAUUGAAGGGUAUUGUGGAUGGAAAUUAUUGAGUGGAAAUUUAUAUACAUCUACUGUACAGUAUUAGUAUUAGACUUAAAGGGCCUGUCACACUAUUACGUAUGACAGAAACGUAUGAGAAGCGUAUGAAAAUUAAUGAAAUAAUUUUCAUAUGCACAAAAGUCCUUUGGAAUGGUAGCGUAUGCGUACCAUACAUCUGGCGUACCGCUAGCAUAUUCAGUGUGUGCCUAGAGUAUGCUUAUCGUAUAAACCAUACGUCCGAAUAUGCACAAAAUUUUUAAGCAUGCUUAAAAAAAGUUUCUGCCUCGCAGUAUUUCAGCGUAUGUCACCGUACGCGACCGUGCUUGAAACAUAUACAACCUAUGCCUAACAUACCACUAGCGUUUGUCAGCGUUUUUUCAGCAUAUGAGUGCUAUUUUUCAUACACUGGCAUGCACUAGUGCCGUACCGUAUGCAAUAGUGUGUCAGGGCCUUAACCAGGAACAGAAGCGAAAAAUGUAACUUUAGGUCCCUUGCAGCUAGGAAUCGAACCUGCGGCUCUAGAUUCCCGCCAGUAGAGACCUAAAGUUGCAUUUUUCGCUUCUGUUCCUGGUUAGGUCUAAGAAAUGUAUAUAAUUUUCCAUUCACAUCUACAAUACCCUUCAACUAAUAUUCAAUCGAGUGAGAUGCCAACAAAAUCUUGAUAUUUAACAUACACAUAGGGGCUAACAAGUAUCUACACAUGCCCAAAGGAACCUAGGUGCAUGAUUUUGAAGGGCAUUUUUAUUUAGUCUUUAUUGAUACAGUAUGUCAUAUUAAAAGGCCUGGAAAUGGUUUGAAACAGGGGCGAAACUACCGGGGGUGUGGGGAUGAUCGAUGUGACACCCCCUGUCUCUAUCUCGUCAGGUAUAUCCAUACAAUUUUGAAAAUAUUUGAGUGUCUCGGAUUGAAAUUAAAGUAAAAGUUGAGGGAAAAAUUUUGAUAAAUUUACGAAAAUGUGACUGAAAAAUUUUACAAAUUACGGUAAAUUAUUUUGAAAGUUAGUGAAAAAUGCUAUGUCCGGAAAUUUUUACGCCCCACCACCCCUUAAAAAGAAAUAUUAAUUAGCAACUGAAAUGUUCGGCUAUCGGGAACAACUUCGACCACGCCCUUGUGACUGAGUAAAACAAGCUCAUACCCCCUCCCCCCCCCCUCCAGCCAUAAAACCGAAGUUUCGCCCCUGGUUUGAAAUACCGGUACCAUACUCAAUGAAACUAAACAAGAAAUGUUAAGUAAUUCUUAUAAUUGCAAUAUUUUAUUAGGCAAAAUCUUGGUUGAUGACAAACCACUUACAGAAUAUAACAUUGAUGAAAAAACUGGAUUUAUUGUUGUCAUGAUUACAAAGGUAGAAUUGACUGAAAUUCUAACUACACCCUACAUGCAUGUACAGGCCUGGGAUAGAACUUUAUGCUGUUCCUUUAUUUGGUAUAAAUUAAAAUGCUUGACAGAAUAAUCACGGUCUUGGAAUUCUGUUUGUAUUGUAAAAAAAUAUGGUCGCUUCUUUUUGAGUGACAUAAUCGUUUGUCAUCAUCAAUCCGUGUCGUUGAACAAUGAAAAAAGUUGUCGUGAAAUUAGUGAAGAUAAAAUUGCAGUUUGUGAGAAAACUGCAGGUCUACGGAGCGGGGAACUUUUCGGGUUUGAACUCAGCGUGUUCGAAAGUGUUAGUUCCGGUAAAAAUAUUUCAGUUCCAAGACAGGUGAAAUCUACUGAAAUGAAAGUGAACGAUAUCGGGACGCAGCAAACGGCCUAUAUUUUACAAAACUUGCUCUUCAGAUAAUUAUGAAAUUUAUUGUAAUAUUGGUAGAUUUUUUCUUUGUCUGCCUUCUUGCUCAUAAUGUGUAAGUUUGUGUAAAUAUCCAUUCACUCUGACCCAUACAUUAAUGUUUAAGCUGCAGUAUACCUGGUGAACAGGCUUUCAGGCAUUUUUAGCCAUAUAUACAGUAACUAUUUCUGAACGCCAGUACCCAUGUGUGAAAUAUUAAAUUCUUGUUAUAAUCUGUAUAAAUAAUUUCCAAGCUAGCUAGGUUGUUGUUGUUGUUACAUGUAAAAUUGAUACUUUCAGUCAAAAUCAACACCAGCUACACCUGCACCUUCAGCUUCCUCUGGAACUACAGCAGCAUCUCAAAGCUCUGCAACAGUAAGACAUGAUUAUCUUUUUAUGGUUACAAAUAGUUUUAAAUAUGCACUGUACAAAGAUUACAAAUUUAUAUAUAAAAGCUCACUUCCAUUGUGUUCAUUUGAGCACUCUGAGUCUCUGACCCUAUUAUACUUUGCACAUGUCUCAGAUACAGUGUACUACAGUGUAAUUUUCACUCAAAAUUUUCAUCCCUGCAGAAUCCUGUAAGCAUAAUAAUAUCCUGUAAGCAUAAUAAUAUACGUGUAGUUGGAGUUUGGGGAAAAGAUCCAGCAAUUUAUACACCCUUCUGAAAAACGGCAGCACUCCCACCCCUCCCACCCCUGAAAAUAGAAUUAACAUCGUGACAUUUUGGCAUUUACAGUGGUUCACACCAUGAAAAUUAUGCCCUCUACAGUAUCUUUCCCUUUCAAAACUUGUUAAAUCAUUAAUGUGCUAAUUGGAAAUAUUUCGAGUUUAGCAGGUUACUUUCAAUUUAUUGUUGUACGUAUGUAAGUUGCUCUUAUAUUUUAACUUCUGUACUAGGCAUGUAGUAAAACACUGACUACCGGAACACCACCGAAACACCACCGGAACACCACCGGAACACCACCAUUUUGUUUGGGGUUAGGGUUUGGGGUUAAGGUUAGGGUUGGGGGUUGGGGUUAGGGUUAGGGUUAGGUGGUGUUCCGAUGUUCCGGUGGUGUUCCGGCGGUGUUCCGGUGGUGUUCCGGUGUUCCGGUAGUCAGUGUUUUACUACAUGCCUCUGUACUAAUUUCCAAGGCAACUACACCAGCUUCAGAUAAGGAUGAUGAGAAAGAAGAAGACAACUCAAAAUCUACAAGGUAGUGUUGAUAACUUCAGCAACUCCAGGAUACCCAUUUGAAGUGCUGCAGUAAGUGAUUACCGAUUUAUCGGCAAAUACUGCGAUAAAAUUUAAAUUUCGUACCUUUGAUGCAAUGAAACUAACGAAAAAUGUAUUAUUUCCCUUUGCUACAAAUUAUCAUAUUUAAAAAUAGAGAAAACUAAGUUUUAUCGCGGUAUUUGCCAAUAAAUUGGUAAUCGCUACAGAAAAACAGAACAAAUUACAGUAAAUCACAACAAACUACAGAAGCGUAAGUGGGACACUUUUUGUAUUUUCACUAUAAAAGUUACGCUCGAGCGGAGGUUCAUUGUCAGGAAUUUACCAGUAUGAUAUACUGUAUAUAGCUUUGAUAACACCCAGGCCUGGAAAAUAUUUUUCUUUCUUUGACCAUAUUUUGCCAAUAUUCCAGCAUGGCCAUAACUAGGCAGGAACGGAGAACGAAGCGUAAUGCCAUCCACUAUCGAGUCAAUCAGUCAGUCUAAAUGUCCUGACUUAUUUAGUAUACUAUGCAUUGUUUAAGUUUUUAAAACUUCACCACCCUUGCCCUUCAAACCCUUGUUGACAUCGCUUCUGCACUGCAAUUUAGUCCAUCCAUUUCGCCCUCUAUCCACCCAUUACUCUAUCAGUUUGUUUCUUUCUUUAUGUCUAUUUCAUUCAUACAUUUUGUUUUUUCGUUUUCUCUCCAUCCAAAAAUUUUCUGGUAACUUGAAAGUAUACUUGUCUUUUUCCACCCCUAAUAACACCAGAAUAGGUUUUUCUUGUGGAAUCUAAUUUAACGACUUUAAGAGCGAAGGCCUUCCUGACAAAUUCACUUGAAUUUCUUUGAUGUAAAAUAUGAUUUUAGUGAAAGCAGUACUACGAGUUCAACAACAACAACGACGACAAGCGGCUCCACAACGACCUCGACUACUCCAGCGACUACAGGUCCACCGUCUGUCGCAACUGCGGAAUCAACAUUAGGUAACACUUUGUACAUUGCCCUUUUUAUUCAGGAAACGUAAAUACAGAGUGUUCACCUGUGCAGUGAAACACGGAAGAGCACAUCUAUAAUAUAGAAAAACCUGUGAUUUUGCGACUACGAAAUUAUCUGAUUGUGACAUAAUAAUAUUCUGAUGAUACUUGAGAAAGGUUUCAGUUUUAACAGUUCUACUUCUGUUCUCUGCAGUUACUGGAACACAAUAUGAAGAGAUGGUUACAGCGAUUACAAGUAUGGGUUAUGAAAGAGAUCAGGUACAUUCUUCAAACUUUGAAACAUAUGUAACAACACUUAUAAGUUAUAUUAUACCAUUCCCCCACCUUAAAAUUCUCGGCCCCCAAAUCCUCCCCCCAAAAAACCGGCUGCUACACAAGCUAAAGUUAUCAUGCUUUAGUUUUUUAUUGAAUGUAAUUUAAGGUAAGAGUAAGAUGUAUUUUGUGCAUACAGUAUAUUAUUUGGAGUUUUGCAUGUAUAUAUUUACUAAAACUAUAAUUAUUAUUAUAGUUAUCUUCCUCGUGAAUUAAGAUAAAUCAUUAUGUUUUCAGUAGAAACGGUCAAAGACUGGAACGCUGGGUUCCAGUGUAAGAAGCGAAGAAUACAAACUGCAAACUUGUGUGAUGCAACUACCUUAAAAUAAGAACAAACUUCGACCUGUCGAGCCAAGGCCUCGCGCCUAAAAGCCCGUUUUUCACUAGGCGAAUUUGUUCACGUGAAGCGAGUCCCUUUUACCAGCUUUGUUGGCAUCGCUUUAAGGCUUUUGUUGGCGUGAUAAGCGAAUAAUGCAUGCAGACAAAGGAAAAAGUGCGCAUGGAGCGAAGAAAUUCCCCUAGUGGAAAACGGGCUUAACCUCCUUACAAAGGGUCCAAAAUCCAUUUAUUAAAAGCUAGCAAUAUGCAGUAAUUAAGUUUCAAACUUUGCCGCACUUUUUGGUUUCGGCAAAUACAUGCUGAGCCUCAUAUAAUAACUGAUUAUUAGUUGUUGUCUUGCAGGUUGUUCGAGCCUUAAGAGCAAGUUUCAAUAAUCCUGAUAGAGCUGUGGAGUAUCUUAUAUCGGUAUAUACAAAAUAUAAUAAUAUUACGUGCUUGGUCUGUCAUAACAAGAUCCCAUGCAGUCUGGUAUUUUAUGGGAAUGACCGUUUUAAUACGAAUUUAAUAUUUCAGGGCAUACCAACAGUUCAACAAGAGACGGCACCUGCAGACCAAGGCUCUGAAACAACUCCACCUGCCAGUGGUGGUGUUACUGGAGAUAGUCCUCUUGCAUUUCUACAAAAUCAACCUCAGUUUGCAUUGAUAAGACAAGCUGUACAACAGAAUCCCGGAUUACUGCCUACAUUAUUACAAGAACUUGGACAGUCUAAUCCACAGCUGCUACAGGUACUCUACAUUACAGUCUACAAUACUGCAUUUACAGGAUGAGUGAAUUUCCAUAUUAACAACAUCCUCAAUUCAUUAAAUACUAAUAGUGUGUCAAAAUUUCUAAUCAUUUCCUUAACCCCAACCUAAUUCUCGUAUGGGCCGGUUGUAUCAAGCCCGUUUAGCUUAAACGUGGAUAAUUCAAAAUUAAAUAACACUCUUAUAUCUCUCGUGAAUCAGUCAACUUAAAUAUUGUGCACUGAAUAUGUAGUUGUAAACAUUAUGGUUCUAUUAAGGUUCAAAACUUUUAGUUUGGUUGUUGAAUGAAUCUAUAGACUUGCUUUCUAUUUUGAGCUUAACCGCCGUUUAAGCUAAACGGGCUUGAUACAACUGGGGCCAGUGGGCCGGUUGUUCAAAAGCUGGUUAGCUCAACCCAGGGUUAACAUGAAAUUCAAAGAAUACUUCCCAGCAGCUUGUUUAUAAACUUGGAAAUAUUUUUUCAGAAAUCCUGUUAGUCUUUCCCGUGUUAGAUUGCAACCAAUGGAUCAUCAGAAGUUUCAUUUUCUAAGGUUUUGAAAUGAACAGACGUACAUAUAUACAUAAACCAAAGCAAUGGGUUCAAUUUAAACCACGACUAGCGCUAAUCGUGCUUUGAACAACCGGCCAAUACUUUAUUGUAAACAAGACUCAAAGUUAUCAUAUUGUGUGAUGAACGGAUGUUUAAGAAAGCCAUAGCUUUGACUAUAUUUUGCAAAUUCUAUUCAUGUUUAAAUAACCCGACCUAAUUAUCUUUACUUGUAGUAUAUUACACAACAUCAGGAAGAAUUUAUCAAUUUAUUAAAUCAACCCGUCGAGGGAGGUGGUACAGGUACGUUCUGUUACUUCACUUCAUUAUGUAAAAGUUGAAAUUAAUGUAAAAUAUCAGGUUACCUUGCCUUACAUGUACCUCAACCAACCUUUCCUUCCCUUACCUACUGUAUCUUAAGACCUUACCUUGUUUUGCCUUGUCUUGCCUUAUGUACCUUACCCAACUUUACCUUACAGUACCUUACCCUACCCUACCCUACCCUACCCUACCCUACCCUACCCUAGUACCCUACCCUAGUACCCUACCCUACCCUAGUACCUUACCUUGCCUUACAUUACAUUACAUUACCCUGUACAUGCAGGUAUCUUAUUGUAUCAUUCAAUGCCUCGCGUACACCACACCUUGCCUAUAAAUGAACAAUAACUAUACUAUCACAAAAAACAUGCCAUACUGUAUCCUUUAAUACGUUAUUCUACAUUACCUAUUCCACAAUCUUGGUUUAUUAUCUUUCUUUUACUAUUUUUUACUGUAAAAUGGCACCUACAGCUGUACAGGAUAAUCGCAUGCCUAAAAAUGUUAAUAAUAUCCCCAUACGUGUUUUGUUGUGUUUCUCCAUGCAGCUCAACCUGCAGGAACAGGUAAUACUGGUUCCGCUCAGCCACCCGCAGGUGAAGGACAGCCUGGUAAUCAACCUGGUAAUCCGCCUGGCGGUGGAGAAAUGGGCACGAGUUAUAUUCAAGUUACUCCUGAGGAGAGGCAGGCUAUUGAAAGGGUAAGAGAUUAAAAUGUUCCAAAAAGCAGUAUUCGUUGUAUAGUUGAGUAUGUAGAAUCGAAGUAUAUGUUUACAAACUGUGCCGGGUUUUUUUUCCCACUUUUUAGUUAAAAGCUCUUGGAUUUCCAGAAGGUCUAGUGGUCCAAGCGUACUUUGCUUGUGAAAAGAACGAAACUCUGGCAGCAAACUUCUUAUUAGAGCAAGGCUUUGAUGAUUAACAUUAAGAAAUUGUGGAGAAGACCAAGUUACUAAAGCAGUACUAACAGAGCAAACUUAAGAAAUGCUCCACAUGUCGUUUAUCGGGACAAAGCAACUCAUUAGGAGGAGAACAGGCAUAAAUUUUAAAAUCUCCUAUAUAACUAUAUCUGGCUAGUAUUGGUGGUAUUGAUUAUACAAGAUUAACCUCAUGUAAGUUUGGCUAGAUGAUGUCGUAAUAGUCCGAAGAAUCAGUACGGUAGUACUUCCUCAUUAGCUCGUUUUCCUUAGUUACUAUAAAGUUGAUUCUCCUUCCGUUUCGCAUGUUAUGAAAAGUAUUAGUUUUUAAUUAUAACUCCUGUCUUAUCCAUACGGCAGAUACAAUGCUCCAUGUAUUAUUGUUUUAGAAAGUGUUUUCGUAAAACGUUUCGUCGUAUAGGCAGGAGACGGCAACGUUCAGCAGGUUCAGGAUGGCAACGCGAAUGUACAGCAAACAGGACAUAAAAAUAACGUGCUGAGUAUUUUCUAUGCAUUGUACAAAUUGCAAACUGACACGAGUAGACCACACAAUUUCCACUGCCUGUGCAGCGUCACGGUCGCGUAUAGUUGAAAACUGCUUGGCCUAUUCCUAGGUUAGUGUAAACCUUCAAAGCAAACUCCCGGCCAACAACUUGUAAAAUUUUCCAGAAAUAUUCCCCCCAGAAUUCUUGUCUGCAUUGAUAACAGUUCUAUUUUAUAAAGUUAUAAAACAAACUGUGUUGAGGUGUAGAAAUGCGCAAACCAAAAUAGCUGGUUAAAUUCAGUUUCGUGUUUCCCUAAUCGUGCUUUGAACAACCAGUCCCAGAGGGCAGAGUCCCUAAUUUUCCAGGGCUGGUAAUUUAGUGCAAAAGCUGACGUCCUGCAGUAUAUCUCCAUCAUGGGCUUGUCUUUUAAUAAGUGAUCGGCCUCCAUAUAUUACGGCAUUUCAUAGUUACUGUAUAUAUGUAGAGCUGAUACACUAUAUAGAAAUCGAUAGCAUUGAGCCUGUUAAAACUGAUACAUAUGAUGACAUAUUAUUUGUCACAAGACUAAACAUAACUGGUCUAACCAAGACUGCUGUAAUAAAGUCGAGUUCAGCGUCUGCCAAAGUGUAGAUAAAAGAAACCAUUGUUGUCAGCCUGGAUCUUUCCCAAGCCUGAUAUGAUUUUCUCAUUUCUGAUUCUUAAGCACCGAUCAAACAAGGAUGAGAGUUGAUAUUGUUUAAGCCUGGUUCACACUAGCAAUUUUGUCGGCGAUUUUGUGUUUCUGACGGAUGCAAAUGAGUGAACUCGCGCACACAAAAGUGUAGAGUCGCUUUUUAGAAGUGAACAAUAAGUCUUUUGCAUGUCAUUUAUUCGAUCACAUUUACCAGGAGGAGAAAAAUCGCCGACAGAAUUGCUAGUGUGAACCAGGCUUAUAAAGCCUAGUUUCCAUUUGGUCGUUAGUUGUCGCUGGCACGACAAGUGGCUGAUGUAAUAGAGUGUCAACAAAACCUUAUAAAACUCUGCAAUCAUUAAGACUGAUUUGCAUAUAACACACAAAAAGACUAUUAUUAUAUUAGACUAUUUCACAUCUACCGCUUGUCGUGCCAGCGACAACUAACGACCAUUUGAAAACUAGGCUUAAGGGACAUUUGUGUUCCAACUAUGUUUUAUCUAACUUGAUUAAAUGGAGUACAUGAUAUAGUGUUGGGAAAGCAUUAAGAACCAAGGGCAAGGUCGCGUGAAUGUCAUACAGUCUCAUCCUCGUUUGACCCAGGUUUUACGAUUGUUACGACAUGUCCAUAUUGAGGAUAUAAUUAGAAACUAUGUUGAAAGGAGAAUGGUAAUUCUCACCUGUAACUAUUUUUGGUAAAUUAAGUCAGUCUGUAAUUAGGCAUUGUAAGUCAGAAUUACAUGAACACGAGCUUUUUCAACUGUCAAC
Messenger RNA from Paramuricea clavata, 16801 nucleotides. Lineage: Eukaryota; Metazoa; Cnidaria; Anthozoa; Malacalcyonacea; Plexauridae. The record is from the annotation of a GenBank genome assembly.